Messenger RNA from Striga asiatica, 1687 nucleotides. The record is from the annotation of a GenBank genome assembly. Lineage: Eukaryota; Viridiplantae; Streptophyta; Magnoliopsida; Lamiales; Orobanchaceae.
AGUUUAGUGAAUUGCAAGGCUUGAUUUGUUGCAAUUUAAUGUUUGUAUCAAAUGUCCUUCCAUGAUUGUUUUUCUUAAGUUAGUGUCUUCACCCAGCAGUCAAGGAUUAAGGCCAGCUUUGUGUUUUGAUCCAGAAUAUAUUACAGACAUUGCAGAAAUUCUUGAUGUUGAACUCUAAAUAAUGUUUGAAAUCAUUUUAAUUUAUCUUAAUAACAUACUUGCAUGUAACUAUUUUAUCACAUUAAUAUUGUUUUCUUAAUCCUUUUUGAAAUCUUUCUUGUUUAUAAAGAUUGACAGGGAUCCACAAGAGCCUCAUCCUCCAGGUUUUUAUUUUGAAUUCAAGUAAUGGAUUGUAUUCUUCUCAUGUUGACCUACACUAUGGAGCCACACCUUCGUUCCAAAGCCUGCUGAACACGCUAAUGGUUAGAAAUCUAGUGUUAAUCAAUCAAAGUGGUGUUAACAAUGCUCAUUUUCCUAUCUACACCCCGAAGACCAAUUUUUAGACUCACAGUAACACUUCUUUGGGUAGUAACCGAAUUCCAAUUAGCACUCCAAUGGUUCCUUAUGAAAUUUGUGGUAACGCCACGGGCAUCAACAAUCAGAAUCAAGUAACAACAAAAGGACUAAAAAAAAGUUAGAGAUGUCCAAACAUCAAGUGGCAAAAAAGAUUGGAGUGUUGAAGAAGAAGAAGCUUUAACAAACGCGUGGUUGAAUGUGUCCUUGGACCCUAUUGUGGGUAACAAUCAUAAAGCUACUGCCAUGUGGGUUCGUAUCCAUCAAGUAUGGAAGGAAAACAUGGGGCCGGGAUGCAAAUAUCUUAGAUCAUCUAAUAGUUUACAAUGCCAUUGGUCCAUAAUACAUGCAGCGGUAAACAACUUUGCAGGACAUUAUUCUAAACUAGAGAGGCAUCCUCAGAGUGGUACAAACUCAAAAGAAUUGAUUCACAAGGCGUUGGGUAUGUACGAGGAUAUAGAAGGUAGCAAAUUCAAAUGGGUUCAUUGCUGGGAAAUAAUGAUUAAAAAUCUAAAAUGGCAGUCGAAACAUGAUAAGAACAUUACACCAGAUACGCAAGCGGGUGAUGAAAACAAGUCGCCUACAUCUGAAAAACUUUGUUGAAUAUCAUGAUGAUAACAAAACACCUGAAAGUAAUAACGGUGAUGGUGUGGGACGACCAACAGAAAGAAAAAAGAGUAAAGAAAAGAAGAGAAAAUUGCGUGAUGAAAAUGGAGUGGUGGAUGCAUUAAGCAAGUUGCAGUCCACUUUGGCAAAACAGAUUAGUAUCAACGAAAAAACUUUGGAGAUGAGAACAAAAAUUGAAGAAGAAAAUAUCCAGUUGAAACGACAAGCACUGAACAGAGAGAUGGAAAAGAAGAUGAAGGAACAAAGGAGAAAAUGCCAAGAACGAGUAAUGAACCAAGAUUUAAGUAAGCUUACUCCUGUAGCUAGAGCUUCAUAUGAAGCCAUGCAAGCCAAGAUUUUGAAAGAAUGGGAAAACGAUGAGAUAUUUAAAACUGAUAUGGCAAACUCACAGGAAUUUGAGGCGGAGUAUGGUGACAAUACAGCAAAAGACCUAUUGAGGUUUUGUGUGCUGUUAGGUACGAAGCAAGUCGUUGAUACUCAUGAGUAUAAGCUAAACCGAACUGGGUCCCUUGCAAAAAGAUGUACGCCUGAUCUCGGGCAGGACUGA